Molecule: messenger RNA, 1671 nt
Organism: Sitodiplosis mosellana (orange wheat blossom midge)
Lineage: Eukaryota; Metazoa; Arthropoda; Insecta; Diptera; Cecidomyiidae
Product: solute carrier family 66 member 3
Exons: 6
Coding region: 590-1270 (226 amino acids)
Source: RefSeq, a predicted model, not a curated record
ACAUGAGGCACUGGCAUAUAACAUGUAAUAUACAUAUAUGUUAUUCCCUUUGCCCUUAAUUUAUGGUUUGUCUGUGGAAGUUGAAUCGCUGCGAGUGUCAAUUUCAUAGCGUGUAGUAUUUAGCCUUACGGAUGAUUCGACUGUCAAAUGAUUUUUUGGAUGUGUUGAGUCGAUGACACAUUACGAUGUUAAUGCGCUAAAAUUAGUUUUUUUUUUGUCGUAUAUUCGAUCUACCUACAUUUCUACAGCAUUUCUUAGUGGCUUUUCGUAUCAAACGACUGGUGCUCUGCUUUUUUCGAGUAUCCAAAUAUAUAAAACAUUGACUUAGACUUCGAUGACAUAAUCGAGAGCCAAACGUUUUGUUUGUAUUUAAUCAGGUUUUCAACGUCGUCAUUAUACGUGCGACGCGACCAGAAAAGAAGAGAAGAGACACGCUGCAAACUGGAAUUCAAACAAGAACUGAUAGCUCAAAACGAAGAGAACGUAAAAAAGCGAACGACUGGGUUUUUCUGUAUAUCAAGCACUUCAACUGUGAUGUGACUGAGAACUAGAAGUAAAAGUUUGGUUGUUUUUUGUAUUCGAAACCAAAAUGGCUGGUGACUACAUUACAAAAGGGAUUCUGUAUGUGAUUUCAGACAUUCUAAGUUUGCUCACAGUUGCACUAUGUUUAGUUCAAAAAUUGCCCCAAAUCCGCGAGAUUUUCACAUAUAAAUCGGCCAAAGGUAUUAGCACAACAUCAUUGCUGCUGGAAUUGUUUGGAUACACCGUUAUGAUGCUCUAUAACUACACGUAUAGCUAUUCUCUACUUUCCUAUUUGGAAUACCCCAUUCUUCUUGUUCAAGAGUAUGUUUUGGUUGCUCUUGUACUAAAGUAUAAGCACAUGCUCAAUCAAAACAGUUUCACGGCCAUCGGUGUAUAUUGGGUCGUUACCCUUUUGUUUGCAUUUCAAAUUUGCCCCCGAUUUUUAUUGUACAUGGCUGUGCCAUUUUGUACACCAAUCGGGGCAACGAGUAAAAUUCUUCAAUUGCUAGAAAUUCUUCGAACAAAAAAUUCAGCAACUGUCAGUCUCACUUCCUGGUUUUUAUCCGCAUUCACCAAUUUAACUCGGGUUUACACAACGGCCAUCGAAACCGGUGAUACGAUGCUUCUGAUUAACUUCACGAUAUCAUUUGCACUCAGCAUGUCAGUUUAUUUGGCGGCGUUCUUCUACAAACCAAAUCGGCCAAAAAUAUUUGCCCAGAAAAAGGUGUUCGUGAUCAACAAAGAUUAAUAAUUAUAAUUGGAGCUAUGAUAAAUCAUGUCAUACAUUUUUGAAUUUUGUUUCGAAUUAACAUUUACAGAAUUGUGUAUAAUUAAACUCAACUAGUCACUUACCUAACGUUAUGAUUUAGCAGCUCGUUGUAUUUUUUAACUUUCUAGUAUGGUUCAUCAUACCAUUUUUCUAUUACUUACGCUUCGUUACAAAAGAAAUCUACUCUUGUAAAUUGAACUAAUUUAAACUCUUAUGAAAUUAUAUUCUUGAUGAAGAACGAAAUAAGCUGAUAUUAAAACAUUUGCGAAGAAAAAAAAAACGAAUAUUUUAUACAUAUACAAACGAUAUACGUUGUACAUAUAUCCAAUAAUUUGUAUUUCGUAUUCUUUGUAUUAAUAUAUCUAUGGGUGAGAUUGAGA